Molecule: messenger RNA, 741 nt
Organism: Dendrobium catenatum
Lineage: Eukaryota; Viridiplantae; Streptophyta; Magnoliopsida; Asparagales; Orchidaceae
Product: mitochondrial import inner membrane translocase subunit TIM14-1-like
Exons: 4
Coding region: 205-546 (113 amino acids)
Biological process (GO): protein import into mitochondrial matrix
Cellular component (GO): PAM complex, Tim23 associated import motor
Molecular function (GO): ATPase activator activity
Source: RefSeq, a predicted model, not a curated record
ACUCUGCUUUCUUGGAUCCCAAGCCAGUGAGUCUUUCUAUAGGUUUCGGCAACUCAGCGAAGGUGCAGAGCUUCUCGUGCUUCUGUUCUUGGGGCCAUAUGCGCUAACCUUGAAUGCAUUCUGAGUUCAUUCAUAACGCCGCGUUAGUUUGGUAGAGAAAAGUAAUUGUGGUUGUUUGUUCUAAAAACCUGCUGUUUUCUUCCAAUGGCAUCAGCUCCACUAGUUGCAGGCAUCGCAGUUGCAGCAGCAGCAUUGGGAAGCAGAAGCUUGAUUCGAGCAUGGCAAGCUUUCAAAGCUCGCCCCGUAAUUCCUCGAGCAAGAAAAUUCUAUCCUGGAGGAUUUCAGCAUGAAAUGACCAGGAGAGAAGCUGCAUUAAUUCUUGGUGUAAGGGAACAUGCUGCAAUCCAAAAGAUAAGGGAAGCUCAUAGGAAGGUGAUGGUUGCCAAUCACCCAGAUGCUGGUGGAAGCCAUUACCUUGCUUCAAAGAUCAACCAGGCAAAGGAUCUUUUGACCGGGAAAACAAAGGCCUCCCCCUCUGCAUUUUGAAGGUGACAACACUGUGAUAGAAGAGAGAGAGAGAGAGAGAGAGAGAGAGAGAGAGAGAGAGGAUCUUUGAUCUGUAUCAUUCAUGUUAAUUAUAAUUUGUUGGUGUUAUCAAAAUGGGAAAUAUGAAGAAAUAAUUUAUGAAAUAUUGAAAUAUAUGAUUGAUAUCUGAAUCAUCUGAAGAAAUAUGUGAAUUUA